Molecule: messenger RNA, 1059 nt
Organism: Phytophthora infestans T30-4
Lineage: Eukaryota; Oomycota; Peronosporomycetes; Peronosporales; Peronosporaceae
Product: multiple inositol polyphosphate phosphatase, putative
Exons: 5
Coding region: 1-1059 (352 amino acids)
Molecular function (GO): acid phosphatase activity; inositol phosphate phosphatase activity
Source: RefSeq, a predicted model, not a curated record
AUGUUCGCUACAAAAACCAAAUAUUGGGAUCAACGCAAAGCUCCCGAAUCUCCACGAAGACAGGAAUUUGAGCUCAUUCAGACGCAACUCGUGGCGCGCCAUGGAAUUCGGUACCCAACUUUGGGCAAUAUAAAGAAAAUCAAUGGCCUUUUAAAGCGACUAAAGCCUUACGAAGAUUCGCUGCCGCAUUGGAUGAAGAACUACACUCUGCCGUACAAUAAAAGUGUGGCGGGAGAGCUUGCGGAUGCAGGAAAGCAGGAGCUGUGGAAACUUGGUGCUCGCAACCUGGCGAGAAGUAACCACGAAAACCCUGAUCUUCUGCUGCGGUUUUUCGACCAAUGUGCACGCUACCAACGAGAUGUCAAGAAGAAUCAGACAGCACAACAACAACUGCAUGAAUAUCAAAACUCAAAUGACAUGACGAAGAUUGCGCUUUGGCUAAAACAUUCGCUUGGGUUGAAGAGGGAAGGCAUCGAAUUCUCACCGAAGGACCUGAUGGCCGUGCAAUCUGCUUGCGCUUUUGAUAUCGCACUUUACCACCUCAAACAUCAUUGGUGCUCGUUGAUGUCGAUGACUUUCAUCCAUUCGUUGGACUAUCUGGACGACCUUGAGCAGUUCUAUUGGAUUGGAGGUGGAUACAAUCUUAACUACGAAAUGGCUGCAGUACUCCUGCGCGAACUUUUCGAUUCAAUGAAAGGAAAAGUGAACGGCAGUAGCUCAUUGGUGGGCAAUUUCUUCUUCGCACACGCUGAGACGACGCUCCCUUUGAUGACGUUGUUGGGGUAUGGGGAUCGCUCGCCUCUACUGGCAAACUUCACACAAGCCGAGAUCAAAUCACGGGGUUUCAGAUCAUCAAAACUCUCCCCGUUUGCAGCCAAUAUCGAGUUUCGCUUGUUUAAAAGUAAAACAAAUGACGAAGAUGUGUACGUCCAAAUUCUUGUAAACGAAAAAGAAUCCGAGAUUCCUGACUGUGGACGCGUGUUCUGCAAGUUGUCGGAGCUGGAAAAGCAGUGGGACUACUACUUGAACACGUACGACUUUACGAAAAACUGUGCGUAA